UCAGGUGUCUCGCCGGUCAGAUGCAGUCUGGCGGAGCCGCGUUUCCUCUCAGGAGUUUGACGUCCUUUUUCCCGGACCCACAGGUGCUAGGAGAAGGAACCUGGUGUGUGAGGAACUGGGUUGAACAUAAAAAUGAGUCCUGCAGAUGCACUAGAUGAUGAAAAUACAUUUAAAAUCUUGGUUGCAACGGAUAUUCAUCUUGGAUAUAUGGAGAAAGAUGCAGUCAGAGCAAAUGAUACAUUUGUAACGCUCGAUGAAAUUUUAAGACUUGCCCAGGAAAAUGAGGUGGAUUUUAUUUUGUUCGGUGGUGAUCUUUUUCAUGAAAAUAAGCCAUCAAGAAAAACAUUACAUACCUGCCUGGAGUUACUAAGAAAAUACUGCAUGGGUGAUCGCCCUGUGCAGUUUGAAAUUCUCAGUGAUCAGUCUGUCAAUUUUGGUUUUAGUAAGUUUCCAUGGGUGAACUACCAAGAUGGCAAUCUCAACAUUUCAAUUCCAGUGUUUAGUAUCCAUGGCAACCAUGAUGAUCCCACGGGGGCAGAUGCCCUCUGCGCCCUGGAUAUCUUAAGUUGUGCCGGGUUGAUAAAUCACUUUGGACGGUCGAUGUCUGUGGAGAAGAUAGACAUUAGCCCAGUUUUGCUUCAGAAAGGAAGCACCAAAAUUGCUUUAUAUGGUUUAGGCUCCAUUCCAGAUGAAAGGCUCUAUCGAAUGUUUGUCAAUAAAAAAGUAACUAUGUUGAGACCCAAAGAAGAUGAGAACUCUUGGUUUAACUUAUUUGUGAUUCAUCAGAACAGGAGUAAACACGGAAGCACUAACUUCAUUCCGGAGCAGUUUCUGGACGACUUCAUUGAUCUUGUUAUCUGGGGCCAUGAGCAUGAGUGUAAAAUCGCCCCAACCAAAAACGAGCAGCAGCUCUUCUACGUGUCCCAGCCUGGAAGUUCUGUGGUCACCUCCCUCUCCCCAGGGGAGGCUGUGAAGAAACAUGUCGGCUUGCUGCGCAUUAAGGGGAGGAAGAUGAAUAUGCAGAAAAUUCCUCUCCACACAGUGAGACAAUUUUUUAUGGAAGAUGUGGUUCUGGGUAAUCAUCCAGACCUUUUUAACCCAGAUAAUCCUAAAGUCAUUCAAGCCAUCCAGAGCUUCUGUUUGGAGAAGGUUGAAGAAAUGCUUGAGACUGCAGAACGGGAACGUCUAGGAAAUUCUCAGCAUCCCGAGAAGCCUCUUAUACGCCUGCGAGUGGACUACAGUGGAGGCUUUGAACCCUUCAACGUGCUCCGCUUUAGCCAGAAAUUUGUGGACCGGGUGGCUAAUCCGAAAGACAUUAUCCACUUCUUCAGGCACAGAGAACAGAAGGAGAAAACGGGAGAGGAGAUCAACUUUGGGAAAUUUAUUACAAGGUCUUAUUCAGAGGGAACCACACUGAGGGUGGAAGACCUUGUGAAACAGUAUUUUCAAACGGCAGAAAAGAACGUGCAGCUCUCACUUCUAACAGAGAGGGGGAUGGGUGAAGCCGUACAGGAGUUUGUGGACAAGGAGGAGAAAGAUGCCAUAGAAGAAUUGGUGAAAUACCAGUUGGAGAAAACACAGCGAUUUCUUAAAGAACGUCAUAUCGAUGCUAUAGAAGACAAAAUCGAUGAAGAGGUACGUUGUUUCAGAGAAAGCAGACGAAGAAAUGCUCAGGAAGAAGAUGAUGAAGUUCGAGAGGCUAUGAGCCGGGCCCGCGCCCACAGAUCUCAGUUGGAGAACUCUGCUUCUGCCUAUGGUGCUGAUGACUCCAUGAGUAUCGAUCUGACCGAAGAGAUGGCUGGUGACUCUGGUGACAGCGUCUCAGCAGCAGGCAGCAAAGGAAGAGCCCGGGGGCGAGGGCGAAGAGGGGCCAGAGGGCAGACCUCCUCCUGGAGAGGAGAGUCUCAGAGAAGAAGAGGUACUAGUCUUGAGUCUUUUACUCAAAGCAGAAGUUCAAAGGCCACUCCAUCAACGUCCUCGAGGAAUAUGUCAAUUCUAGAUGCCUUUAAAUCUACAAGACAGCAGCCCUCCCGAAAUGUUGGUACUAAGAAUUAUUCAGAGCUUCUACUACACUUGAGACACGCCGAAGGGUGA
Echinops telfairi (small Madagascar hedgehog) is the source of this 2094-nucleotide messenger RNA. It is a transcript of the gene MRE11, whose product is annotated as MRE11 homolog, double strand break repair nuclease. Bases 133 to 2094 code for a protein of 653 amino acids. Gene Ontology annotation, biological process: meiotic DNA double-strand break formation; telomere maintenance; mitotic G2 DNA damage checkpoint signaling. Gene Ontology annotation, cellular component: Mre11 complex; nucleus. The record is from RefSeq and is a predicted model, not a curated record. The transcript is spliced from 18 exons. NCBI's taxonomy places the organism in Eukaryota, Metazoa, Chordata, Mammalia, Afrosoricida, Tenrecidae. Gene Ontology annotation, molecular function: manganese ion binding; 3'-5'-DNA exonuclease activity; DNA endonuclease activity.